Gopherus flavomarginatus (Mexican gopher tortoise) is the source of this 457-nucleotide messenger RNA. It is a transcript of the gene PTH2, whose product is annotated as parathyroid hormone 2. Gene Ontology annotation, biological process: neuropeptide signaling pathway. Gene Ontology annotation, cellular component: extracellular region. Bases 3 to 443 code for a protein of 146 amino acids. The transcript has 2 exons. NCBI's taxonomy places the organism in Eukaryota, Metazoa, Chordata, Testudines, Testudinidae. The record is from RefSeq and is a predicted model, not a curated record.
AGAUGGACGCCCCGCCUGGUGCUGGGAGAGGUCUGGUCCCUGUCACCUUCCUCUUGGGCUGCUCCUUGCUCCUGUGCUCAGGGGCACGGCUCCCACCAUCGUAUCCCCCCAACAGGCUGUGGACGCGGGAUGCCCCACAGGACCCCGCCGACCCCGCCAGCCGACCCCCAGCUUGGGACCUGCAGCUGCCAUCCAUCAGCCUGCAGGACUGGAGCCUCCGAAUGCUGUCCGGAGAGGGGCGAAGCAGGAAGUCCCGCCUCUGGAGCGGGCCAAGCCAGGAAGUCCCGCCUGCGGAGCUGGCCCCAGGCUGGGGUGGGAAGAGGAGCAUCGUGGUGGCGGACGACGCGGCUUUCCGGGAGCGGAGCAAGAUGCUGACGGCCAUGGAGCGCCAGAAAUGGCUCAACUCCUACAUGCAGAAACUGCUGGUGGUGAACCCCGACUGAGGGGGGGUCCCGCC